This is a messenger RNA of Anopheles arabiensis, 1063 nucleotides long. Its product is annotated as general odorant-binding protein 45-like. Gene Ontology annotation, molecular function: odorant binding. Bases 1 to 870 code for a protein of 289 amino acids. The record is from RefSeq and is a predicted model, not a curated record. Lineage: Eukaryota; Metazoa; Arthropoda; Insecta; Diptera; Culicidae. The transcript has a single exon. Gene Ontology annotation, biological process: sensory perception of smell.
AUGGUGACACAAUUAAGUCAACCUUUACCACUACGAGGACAACACACGAUGGCAACGGUCAAUCUCUACUACCUCGGGUUAGUAUGCUUGCUAGGUGUCACUGCAACUGCGGCAUCGCAAUGCUACCGUGACGCCGGCCAGCUGAAGCGUGUUGUUCAGGCACAGGAGGAGUGCGUCCGAUAUCUGCGCAUACCUUGCGCCCGCCUAGCCGUCUACAACAAGUUCAUCUACCCGAACGAUGCCGAAACGCAGUGCAUGGUGCGCUGCAUGGGCCUCAACCUGGGCUGGUGGAACGAUACGCACGGCGUGCAGGAGGCAGCAAUGCGCAGCUUCUUCCAUCCGGACCCGAACGACUGUGACUACAAGCGGCGCACUUACCGCUGUCUGCAUUCCCAGCGUCUCGACAGACCAGCACCGCACGACGAGGCGUGCGAACGUGCGUAUGAGUCCUUCCGGUGUUACUACGAGCAUUAUGGCAAUCUCGUCGUAACGCCUCAGUUUAUUCGACUCAACGCGCUUCAACAGCUCGAUGUGCUGCUGCAGUGUGCCGAUAUGCUGCAGUAUCCCAUGCCGGACCGUUCGUUCUCGUGCGCCAAAACGCAUGUAGCAGGUGCGGAAGGUGAUUUCGACUGUGUGUUGCGUUGCUAUAUGCUGAGAACGGGAUUGUACAGCGAGCAGUAUGGACCAAAUCUGGACCGAAUUUACGUACAGUGCAAUAACUACGCGAACGAGACAGUGUUCCGCGAAACUACCGAUGCCUGUUACCAAAGGCUGCGGUCAGACUGUCAGGACGAAUGUACGCUGAUCGCUCGCUAUGUACGCGAAUGUUUUCCGGCUGGAGGUAUUAUAUUUUUCGAAUCUUUAUGGUAAAUUUGAUAACCCAUUUGAUACCGUGAAAACCCAAUAUCCAAACCAAGGUUGUACAUUUGAAGCUGGAAUGACAGUGGGCAGCUACGCAACAUUGUAUUAGAUGGUUUUAUUAGAUGGAAAAUAACAAUCUGGAUUAAAUCUAUAUCGCUGUCCUAAGAACAAAUAAAUGAAAUACAUAAUUAACUGCAAUCAA